This is a messenger RNA of Cyphellophora europaea CBS 101466, 249 nucleotides long. RefSeq lists its product as uncharacterized. Gene Ontology annotation, biological process: GPI anchor biosynthetic process. Bases 1 to 249 code for a protein of 82 amino acids. NCBI's taxonomy places the organism in Eukaryota, Fungi, Ascomycota, Eurotiomycetes, Chaetothyriales, Cyphellophoraceae. The record is from RefSeq and is a predicted model, not a curated record. Gene Ontology annotation, cellular component: endoplasmic reticulum membrane; dolichol-phosphate-mannose synthase complex. Gene Ontology annotation, molecular function: enzyme regulator activity. The transcript has 2 exons.
AUGGCGAUGCUCAUUGUAGCCACCACGGUUUUCCUGUACUAUACAUUAUGGACACUCUUCAUGCCGUUUGUCGACGAUGACCAUCCGCUUCAGGGUAUCUUUCCUCCCCGUGUUUGGGCCAUUAGGAUACCUGUCAUCCUUACCCUCCUCGCAUCCACGAUCGUGGGAUCAUUCCUCUCCAUGGUCAUGAUCCGAAGCAACAGGAAGAAGGCUGCAAAGGCUGCGGCCGCGGCAAAGAAGACGAAAUAG